Messenger RNA from Suillus fuscotomentosus, 2752 nucleotides. Its product is annotated as HORMA domain-containing protein. The transcript is spliced from 21 exons. The record is from RefSeq and is a predicted model, not a curated record. Gene Ontology annotation, biological process: synaptonemal complex assembly; meiotic recombination checkpoint signaling. NCBI's taxonomy places the organism in Eukaryota, Fungi, Basidiomycota, Agaricomycetes, Boletales, Suillaceae. Gene Ontology annotation, cellular component: nucleus. The coding region runs from base 209 to 2587 and encodes 792 amino acids.
AUUCGAUAAUGCACUCAACAGUACUAGCUAGUGGAUCUGUUCUCAAUUCGGGUCAUGAGUCACGUGAUUAUUUCACAUGCGAUACAAAUACGCGUCGCGCGUCUUGCGACUCUUGCCAGCUUCAUCUCCUUCGGUCUCCCGUCAUCCAAGUAAAAAUCAACGACUACUUCUUUAAGGUUCUGAGACACCCAUACGUACUUGAACAGCCAUGCAGAUGCAGCGCACAAUAGCGAACACAGAGACCCAGACAAUAAGCAACAAGCAGAGCUUAGAGUGUGUACAGACACUACUAAAAGCUGGUCUGGGUUGUGUGGCAUACCUGAGGGGUCUUCUACCCGCCGAGAACUUCGGUGAAUACCGACUUUCGUCUCAAAACAAUGGACGAGCCUCCUCUUCCUCUGGUUCUUUCUCUUCAGACGGAACUACCGGACUGAAUAUCAGCGGUUUCAAGUUCAUGACCCUCAACCGAGGUUUCACUAAUGAAGGGGAUCGUAUAAUUGACUACCUGGAGAACGGCAUAUUUGAAGCCAUAGACAAGCAAUACCUCCGGAAAGUUAUAUUCGGCAUCUACUUGGACAGCAAAGAUCCCAACAACAUUGUGGAGGCUUACACCUUCAAUUUUCAGUACCACAAGCUGCCUGGAAGCCACACCGCCAUACCGAUCAUGACUCUUGGAGAUCAAUUGUCGAAGAUGUCUCUUGCGCGCCCAGAUCCUGUUUCUGAUGCUCUCAAGAAAGGGAAGCUGCCGACUCUUGGGGAGGUUAAAAGGAGUGUUAAGGUAAUGAUCAAGUCGCUUAUAACUACUAUCAAUCAGAUGGAAAGCCUUCCAAAAAACCGUUACGGAAAUUUCAAGUUGUUCUUCAACGAAGAUGCCCCAGAUGACUAUCAGCCCCCUCAUUUCCAGGCCGCAGAUGCCGAAGCUAACAAAUGGUUCUUUACCACUCAUAUGGCGAAUGAAGUGCCGGAACGAACGAGUAUCGGCCAAGUGAACGCAGGAUGGCAUGGCCUCGACAUGAAAGUGGUCUCAGUAUCAUCGUAUCUUCCGUCUAUAUCAGAAGACAACAAUGCGCCAUUCGCGGGUAUCACGUCUCACACAGCCCCGAGAUUGACUCCAGUUGAAGAGGCAAGAAUCAGAGUAGAGGACGCACAGUUGCAGAAGAAAGAUGCAUUGGAGCGCAACAUCGUCUGGAGCGCAGACGAAGACGAGGAUGCCGAAGGUGAAAUGGUAAUCGACGAAGGCAUUGUUUUGUGCAGGUUCGGUGGUGACGUAGUCAUGACCCCCGUCGGUAUACGCAACGAAGAUGGAGGGGUUCAACCAUUCCCUCAAGUCAAUGAUACUUCGUCGCGCGCUCAUGUCCGGUAUGGCGGCAUAUCGGAGUCGACCCCGAUAUGCGUCGGAGACUUGAACAUUAAAAAGGCUGCUCACGACAUUGAGGAAACGCAGCAAAUCCCAGCUACUCAGGAGAUUGUUAUGGGGUCGCCGAUACCCGCUCCUUCACCGAACAAGGCCCCAUCCUUGCCUGCUUCUGAUAUUGCCUUUUCCGCUUCGGCUAUUUCGACUCAAGAGGUUGAUACUCAGUACCUCCAGGAUCUACUUGGAAUGAGGAAUGAUGUGUCCACUGCACCUGAUUUAGAGAUGUUGGAUAUGGAGACGCAGGUCCUGGAAGCGUCUGGACCAUCCUGCAAUCUAGGUACCACUGGUCCACAGAUCCCUAGUAACAACCGUUCCAAGGGCUCCAAGCAGUUGAUAGAUGAAGGCCAACUUAGCUGUGACUGUGGGAUAUCGAAAAUUGACGAUGCUUCUCUACUGUGUGAAGGUGAUUGCAACCGUUGGUUUCACGUUUGGUGCAUGGGAUAUCAUGGUGCACAAGACAAGCGUCUCCCUGCUCAAUUUAUUUGCUUUGAUUGCCGUCUCCGCGGCUCUCACGAGUGGGACAUUAUCGCGGGGAUGAUUCAUGCUGAUAUCAUUGCCCGAUACAAAGACCUAGCCCUCUUCAGGAGGGCUAUUAAAAUUUAUGAAGUGUAUCAACCAUCUUCGGCGUCGCUAUUCAGGGUGCACACUGGGUGUGACACUGCACUGGUUGGUCAGCUUCUGACGAGGCUAGAAGAGGAAGGCUUUAUUGCGGUUGAAAGCAUCGUCUCUGAUGAGUUGGGCAUUGGUGUUGCCCGCUCCCAUGCGAAAAAGGGCAAGAAAGGCGUUAAAUCCAAAAAGCAGAAGGAGCUUCAAAAAACCAAAUAUGUCUUCCUCUCCAAGGCGAAACGAUCCAAGGCUUAUGCAGAUUACUUCAACCCACUCACCGAGGUCGAGAAUCGCCUUAUGGGCCUAUCUGAUACGGCGCGACGUAAAUCUAAAGCAGGACAAACCUUAGUGGCUUCGACUGAAAUUACAGAUUCAAACUUACAUCCUGAGGUUACGGCACAGGCGGGUUCUUCUGAUGACGAAUCUCAAACCCAAGAAGCGACUCAAAACGUCCUCACACUAGCGGUUGCUCAUCAAGCCGAAAAGCGCAAAGCUGCAGCGGAUUUAGUGCACCGCGGGAAACGGGUCAAAAUAUCAAUCGGCUCAGGCGUUGAUCUUUGCGACUGAAACUUCCCGUGAAGACAUUUUGCUGUAUCGUGGUCAGUCCUUGCUUCAAGGAAGGACUGUUACAAAAUUCUAUAUGUCGAUGUGCUGUUCUGAGCUAGUCUUGCUGUGUACUCCCUCCACUCGCUGGGAAUUCUAGGAUCAUUCGAUCAAAUUUGUCCGCAUUCA